Messenger RNA from Penicillium samsonianum, 1005 nucleotides. Its product is annotated as DNA-binding domain-containing protein. NCBI's taxonomy places the organism in Eukaryota, Fungi, Ascomycota, Eurotiomycetes, Eurotiales, Aspergillaceae. The transcript has a single exon. The record is from RefSeq and is a predicted model, not a curated record. The coding region runs from base 1 to 1005 and encodes 334 amino acids.
AUGGAGACCCCGGGAGCCACCAAGUCGGAAACAUACCAGGUUUCAGACGAUGAAUCUGUCCAUUCUUCACGGGUUGAAAUGGGCAUUUUCAUCUCUCCACAGCAUGAUGAGCGAAUACCGCAAUACUGUAAUAUCGACCCCUCGGCCCUCGCGGUCACUAAUGCGACCUACAAUAUGCCUAUAUCGCCGCCCUAUGCUUCGAUGCCAUCCCUGACGCCAUUACAGUCCUGGCCCACUAUGCCUCCGCAUCAAUCACCUUCCCACGAAAUGAGAUUAUCAUCAGGCCUGAUCCCACCAUUCGCUCUAAGCUCAUCGCUGACGCCUUCUGUUCUCGAGACAUCUACCGGGCGUCUAAUCCGGUGUAGAAAACUCACCGUCGAGGACCGACGACAAAAAAAGGAACACCACAAAUGUGACGACCGAAGCCGCUAUCCAGUCACACAGACCAUUGGCCGGGUUCCUAAUAUCAAAAAGGCGCUUUUCAACUGGGCAAAGAACUGCCGGCGCAAGGGACUCCCGUUAAAUGAUGACAUUAUCAUGGAUAGGGCGCUUUCUUGGGCCAACGACUGCAGGCUUCCCGAAGCUAAGAUGACAGAAUUGAACAAGCAAUGGCUGGAGAAGUUCAAUCAGGAAACCAACUUGUUCUUCGUCCAAGAUUCAGAUCACGCAAACACCGAGGAGCCACACCCGAGUAGGAUAUCUGAGUCACUCCUGAAAGUUGGUACCAAGGAAGCCUGUACAGCCUUGGAGGAGAAUGACCCAGCAAGCGUGAUAAAUCAGCAAUGCAACAAGACCAUGCACUCGCCUCCGGCAAGUCGCAAUUCCAAAAUUGUCUCGCAUACCAGCGCCUGUGGAUGUUGUGACAAGGAUGAGAUAAGAUAUGCCAUGGACCUGGUUGUGAGAUACUUCCAGCAUCAACAUGCGGGCCUGUCUUCCGAGGAACAUAAGAUCAUCGGCGGUAUUAUGAAACGCCUCGAGCAUGGCCAUGGAGGUCUUGCCGCAUAA